Molecule: messenger RNA, 4096 nt
Organism: Aricia agestis (brown argus)
Lineage: Eukaryota; Metazoa; Arthropoda; Insecta; Lepidoptera; Lycaenidae
Gene: bif
Product: serine/arginine repetitive matrix protein 1
Exons: 7
Coding region: 380-2569 (729 amino acids)
Biological process (GO): chemotaxis; neuronal signal transduction
Cellular component (GO): rough endoplasmic reticulum membrane; nuclear membrane
Molecular function (GO): microtubule binding
Source: RefSeq, a predicted model, not a curated record
UUGUGUCGGUCGUUUGUGUUAUUCGUUACCUAUUUUUCUUGUAAAUAUUUAUCAAUGUUUCGUUUAAUGUACUUUAAUCACAAAAUAAUAACGUCGUGAAAAUACAAUAGUACAAAUAGUUUCGAGUGUUACAAAUCGAGCGGCCGUCUUUUAACUUUUCCUCCGUCGAGUCUCAUAAUUCAUAGGUGCCGCUCGCCGGGGUGGCUAAAACCCGUAUAAAUGUUUUUUAUGGUGCAUCAGAGCAUAUUAUGUGUUAUGUGUUAUUAAUAAUAAUGUUCUAAUCGUGGUCGCCGUAUCACUGAAGACUGGAUUAUAGUGUUAUUUCCGAGGGGACGCCGAUGGAUAUAUAGUAGCCGCUCGCUGCGGGGGAGCCUCCAACAUGAUGGUGGAGACGAUGCUGGAGUCCUCUCAGGACUUUGGCAUGUCGAACGGUUCGCUGCCACAAUGGAAGCGGGAGCUGCUGCAGCGGCGCGCGGCGCGCUCCCGGCCGGCCGCCGCGCCCGCACCCGCGCCCCCCGCGCCGCCUCCGCCGCCGCCGCCCGCUGACGACGACGAGGAGCUGCGCUACGGGCCCGGCAUCGUCAAGCGCCUCAAGUCGCGCUACCUCAGCCUCGCGCUGCGGGAGGCGCCGCGCCGCCGCCCCUCCGUGCUGCGCCGCGCCACCUCGCUCGAGCAUCUCCUGGACGAGCGUCCGCCGCCUGCGCCGCGCCCCCGCCCCGCGCGUCCCGUCUCCCUCGCCGCGCCCUCGCACGCGCUCGUCCGCGCCUCUCCGCGCCGCGACUCCGUCAAGCGCGCACGCUCCGUCGACGCCCUCAGCCGCCUCGACGUCCGCGACGACCCACCCCAGCUCCCCGCGCCCCCCGCGCCUCGGGAGAGCCAGCCGCCGCCGCCGCCGCCCUCACCCCCGCCGCCGCUGCCGCGAUCCGCGCGCCCGCCGCGCCGCCCCGGGCCCCUGCUGCGCGAGACGGAGCGGCCGCCGCCGGACGUCGUCCGCUCGACCCUCCGCAAGUUUGAGGCGGCGCCCGCCCGCCGGCCUGCGCCGGCCGCCCGCGUGUCGGCGGUGCUGCGCGGGCUGGAGGGGCCGGCCCGCACCAGCACGCCGGAGCCGCGCGGCCGCUCGCCCAGCCCGGCUGCCGCCGACAUCUCCGCAAUCGACGAGCCCGAGGGCGCCGCUCUCGCCGGCGAGGCCAGGCGGGUACCGCGCGCGGCGCUCGACAGCAUCGCCCGCGCCGGCUCCACCGUGCGCUACGCGUUCGAGGCGCCCCGGGCCGGCUCGCACCUGCCGCCGCUGGCCGCCACCAACGCCGUGCUGCUGAGCCGCUGCCGCGCGUCGGCCUCGCCGCGCCGCAUCGGCGUCAUCCGGCCGAUGCCCACGCCGGAGAAGCCCGCGCCCUCGCCGCCGCCCGUCGAGGCCGGCGAUGAGAAGGUGGAGGAGCUGCCCCGCAUCGCGUCGCCCGGUGUCUUCGACGGCGAGUCCCCGCCGCGCGCCGAGCGCAAGGACCCCCCGCCCUCGGCGCUGGUGGAGCCGAUCCCGCGGACCCCGCCCGCCGAGCGCGCUGCCAGCCCCGCCCGCCCGGAGACCGUCGAGAUCUCUGCCCCGCGCCCGCCCAGCCCCGAGCCCGAGAAGCCCGUCGCGGCCGCCGAGCCGGAGCCGGCUAGCGAGCCCCUCGUCAACGGCCACGCGACCGUCGAGAAAGCGGGGGACUUCAAGCGGGAGGACAAGCCGUCCAAGAUCGGCAGCGCGGGCAUCGAGCGCGCCUGGACUGGCGCUAAGGAGAAGAAGGGAGAGGGCGUGGAUGUGUGCGGGGCGAGGGCGGGCGGCGCAUGGGGUGCGGGGGGCCGGCGGCUGCGAGCGCCCGUGCCCGCCGCCACCUCCGUGGUGUUCAACUUCAGCUCGCGCAAGGAGGUGCCAGACUACAUCGAGGAUGACGGCGUCGUGCGCCGCGCCAACCGCCGCAACAUGUUCAAGGCGGGCGAGCCGGGCGUGGUGCUGCUGCGAGCGGACGCGCUGGCGGACGCGGGCGCGGGCUCGGACGAGGACGACGAGCCCGAGCGCCCGCCCUCGCCCUGCUCCGUGCGCUUCGUCAACGACAACGUGCUCAUCAACGGCCGCUCCUCCAUGGCCGCCGCCAAGCUCUCCCGCGACAGACAGGCUAAGCUGAAGCUGCAGUUCGACGACUCGCUGACGCGCACGUUCGAGUACCCGUCCGAGAUCUCGCUAUGCGAGGAGUCGCCCGCUGCAGAGACCGCGCCCGCUCCCGCCGCCGCCCCCGUCCCCGCCUGUGCGCCGGCGCCUGCCUGCGCCGCACCCACCUCCACGCUCGCCGCUAACACGCAUAUAGUGUCAGCGGCGCUGUCGCAGUACACGCCGAGCAAGACCGUCGCCGACUCCUUUGCGCUUGGACUGACGCGCCGCCCUGAUGAGGUGGAGCGGUCCGAGGUGCGGCCGGACACGAACGGCGAGGAGGCGGAGGCGGCGGCGGAGGCGGGCGACGCGCGGCCCUGCGCCGCCGAGAGCGCGCGCUCCUGGAGCGAGUCCCGCACGCUGCACACCGACCUGCUGUUCUGAGGGGCUCCAUUCAAAUAUCGAGUAUUAAGCCUUCAGUCCUUGAGCGUGUUAUGUGAAGUAUUAAAAUAACGCUUUACAAAACGGAUGGUCGCAGCCUCGAGUACGUUUUCGUUUAGCUCAUGUUUCCGCUGCCCGGAAACGUUGCAGUCGUUAUAGAAAUAAACUCACACUCGAGCGAUCGACGGCCGUGGAGCGCGGCACGUUCUGUAGCGCCGGCCACCAGGGCGAGCUGCAAAGUGCCCGAAGUGUUUUUAUUGUUAUGUAUUCAGACUCGCGGCCGAGCAUCUGAACGUAGAAAAUGUAUUGGAAUAUUUAGCCGUAGUCGUAAGUCGCCAGUCAAAUUACAAUAGUAACGAGUUCCGUCGCCGUCUUCCAUUAUGCUGAAAAUACUCGGUCGGCGGCGCGCCGCCCGCUCCGCCGCCCGCGCCGCUCGUGCGCGCGGCCCGCGCCUCCCGGGACAAUAUUAGCCAUAUUUUUUAUCACUUUAUACCGACGGGGCGGCGCGUCGGUCGACCCGCCUCCGUGUAUUUUUGUAACGAUAUUUCGAUAUACUAACGGAUAGACUAGCUAAGCCAAAAGUCGCGUAAGGUGGCUCGCUCGAGCGACCCCGCACUCGCGUAGUACUUAACGUAGAGCUCGACUGACUAGAGUAACGUGAUUAACAUUUCGAUGUGUUUUCGAGCAUUUAUUUUAGAGGUAAGACGACAUCGUAUUCCGAAACGUUCAUUCCAAAUUGUACAAGAAACUUUUGCAUUUUUAUACGAAAUUGUAAUGUAUGAAUUUAAAUCGUUAAUAAUAUAAUUGUAAUGUAUUAUAAUCGUUGCGUUAAGUGAAAUUACUAGUAUUUAAGGAGCGUCGCCGACGCCAGGCACUAAGCUCCUAUAUUAUGAUGUCCUUUAUUAUCAAAGUGAAGAAUUAUUACAAGUGCCCGGUGCCGACGAUGUUUGGGUUAUAUUCCGUUAGUCGUUAGGUGUUAUAUGAUAACUACCGUCUGGCUACCGCAUUACAAAUGAGGUACAAAGCGCGCCGGCAAACGCAUCGGCCUUCUCACUACUGUCGUGGAGGGAAAAUGAAUUGUUGCUCAAUAAAUGUAAUCCAACCCUGGCUUAGAGGAAAUCGUAUUAGAACACUAUGUCAGCAUUAAGCUACGUUUAUAUAUAUGUAGGUGCCGGCGCGCGAGAGCAUUUACGUUAGUUUAGCGUGUAGAUGUAGCCGACUUAUUGAGGCACGCUUUAAGAGUGUCAUAUUUGUUGUAUGUAGCGUGGCCCGCCACUGCAGACCCCGCUGAUGUUGACAAAGUUCUGAGAGUCAAACUCUGUUUAAUAAAAUAACAUUUUGGAGAUUUUAUAACUGGAACAAGUUCAGAUGAUAUCGAUUAUUCAGCUGUCGCUGCAGCGGCGGGACGCAGGCCGCCGGCCGACACUUGCCAAUGCCUAGGUAUACUGUAUUACGCAUAUUAUGACGUUAAGCCCCGCUAGAAUUAAGCUUAUUUUCGUAAGCUGCGAGACGAGCCGGUGGGGAGACUGU